UGUGACGUAGUAUAGAUUUUGAAAGGACCCCACAAACGGCGGUACAUCGUCUGCUUCCCUGCAUCGAAAGACUCCACAAUUUGAUGCAGUUGUAUCGGCCUGAAAUCAUAAUCAUCUUGUUUAGCACACCGACUGAGCUGGCCCCUGGACAGGCCUGUGGGGAACCACAGUGAGACGCAACCAUGUUUCUUUAUAACAUCACUCUUCAGCGUGCCACUGGCAUCACACAUGCCAUCCAUGGAAACUUCUCAGGAACCAAAAUGCAGGAGAUUGUUGUUUCCAGAGGAAAGAUCAUAGAGUUGCUGAGGCCAGACGCAAACACGGGAAAGGUGCACACGCUGCUCACAAUGGAAGUGUUUGGUAUUGUGCGUUCACUAAUGGCCUUCAGACUCACAGGAGGAACUAAAGAUUACAUUGUUGUUGGAAGUGACAGCGGUCGUAUCGUUAUCUUGGAAUAUCAUCCGUCCAAAAACAUGUUUGAGAAAAUUCACCAGGAGACAUUUGGGAAGAGUGGUUGUCGCCGCAUUGUCCCAGGACAGUUUUUGGCAGUGGACCCCAAAGGCAGAGCUGUCAUGAUAGGAGCAAUAGAAAAACAGAAGCUGGUUUAUAUUCUGAACAGAGAUGCAGCUGCACGACUGACCAUCUCUUCCCCACUGGAGGCCCACAAGGCCAACACACUGGUCUACCAUGUAGUGGGUGUGGAUGUUGGCUUUGAAAAUCCCAUGUUCGCUUGUCUUGAAAUGGACUAUGAGGAAGCGGACAAUGACCCUACUGGAGAAGCCGCGGCCAACACGCAACAGACACUCACCUUCUACGAGUUGGACCUUGGCUUGAAUCACGUGGUCCGCAAGUACAGCGAGGCUCUAGAAGAACAUGGAAACUUUCUCAUCACAGUUCCUGGUGGUUCCGAUGGGCCAAGUGGAGUUCUCAUCUGCUCUGAAAACUACAUCACAUAUAAGAAUUUUGGAGACCAACCUGACAUUCGCUGUCCUAUCCCACGUCGCAGGAACGACUUGGACGACCCAGAACGUGGUAUGAUAUUUGUUUGUUCAGCAACCCACAAGACCAAGUCCAUGUUCUUCUUCCUAGCCCAGACCGAGCAAGGUGACAUUUUUAAGGUUACCCUGGAAACUGAUGAAGAAAUGGUCACAGAAAUCAGGCUGAAGUAUUUUGACACAAUCCCCGUGGCAACAGCCAUGUGUGUUUUGAAGACUGGCUUCCUUUUUGUGGCCUCAGAAUUUGGAAAUCAUUACCUUUACCAGAUUGCCCACUUGGGUGAUGAUGAUGAGGAGCCCGAGUUCUCCUCUGCCAUGCCUCUGGAAGAAGGGGACACCUUCUUCUUCCAGCCCCGUCCCCUCAAGAAUCUGGUGCUGGUUGAUGAACAGGAGAACUUGUCCCCCAUCAUGUCCUGUCAGAUUGCUGAUUUGGCCAAUGAAGAUACGCCACAGCUUUAUGUGGCCUGUGGACGAGGACCCAAAUCUACUUUAAGGGUUCUUAGACAUGGACUGGAGGUUUCCGAAAUGGCUGUGUCUGAACUGCCAGGUAACCCCAAUGCUGUGUGGACAGUACGCAGACAUAUCGAAGAUGAAUUUGAUGCCUAUAUCAUCGUGUCUUUCGUCAAUGCUACGCUGGUUCUGUCCAUUGGUGAGACUGUAGAGGAAGUGACAGAUUCUGGAUUCCUGGGAACAACGCCAACACUCUCCUGCUCGCUACUGGGUGAAGAUGCCCUCGUUCAGGUGUACCCGGAUGGCAUCCGCCACAUUAGAGCUGACAAGCGUGUGAACGAGUGGAAGACUCCUGGCAAAAAGACCAUUGUCCGUUGUGCUGUGAACCAGCGGCAAGUGGUUAUCGCGCUCACAGGUGGUGAGCUGGUCUAUUUUGAGAUGGACCCGUCAGGCCAGCUGAACGAGUAUACCGAGCGCAAGGAGAUGUCUGCAGAUGUGGUCUGCAUGAGUUUGGCCAAUGUUCCUCCUGGUGAACAGCGCUCUCGUUUCCUGGCUGUGGGACUAGUUGACAACACGGUUCGAAUCAUAUCCCUGGACCCUUCGGAUUGUUUGCAGCCACUGAGUAUGCAGGCUCUCCCAGCCCAGCCAGAAAGUCUUUGUAUUGUUGAAAUGGGAGGAGUUGAGAAACAGGAUGAACUUGGGGAGAAAGGAACCAUCGGCUUCCUCUACCUCAACAUAGGGCUUCAGAAUGGUGUACUGCUGAGGACUGUCUUGGACCCAGUCACCGGUGAUCUGUCCGAUACCAGAACCCGCUACUUGGGCUCACGACCUGUCAAGCUUUUCAGAGUCAAGAUGCAGGGACAGGACGCUGUCCUUGCCAUGUCCAGUCGUUCCUGGCUCAGCUACUCGUAUCAGUCUCGUUUCCAUUUGACGCCUCUGUCAUAUGAGACCCUUGAGUAUGCCUCGGGCUUUGCCUCCGAGCAAUGCCCGGAAGGCAUAGUGGCCAUCUCCACCAACACACUUAGAAUCUUGGCAUUAGAGAAACUUGGAGCAGUCUUCAACCAGGUGGCUUUCCCCCUGCAGUACACUCCCAGGAAGUUUGUGAUCCACCCAGAGACCAACAACCUAAUUUUGAUUGAGACUGACCAUAAUGCCUACACCGAGGCGACCAAAGCUCAAAGGAAACAGCAGAUGGCUGAGGAAAUGGUGGAGGCUGCAGGUGAGGAUGAACGAGAACUGGCUGCUGAGAUGGCAGCCGCCUUCCUCAAUGAGAAUCUCCCAGAAGCCAUUUUUGGCUCACCGAAAGCUGGCGCGAGGCAGUGGGCCUCGCUUGUGCGGCUGGUCAACCCAAUUCAGGGUGCAACACUGGACCAAGUGCAGUUAGAGCAAAAUGAAGCCGCUUUCAGUGUUGCAGUGUGUCGUUUCCAUAAUGCAGGGGAUGACUGGUAUGUCUUGGUGGGAGUGGCCAGAGACAUGAUCCUGAACCCUAGAUCAGUUGGGGGUGGCUUCAUCUACACUUAUCGCCUCACUGGUGGCGGGGAAAAGCUCGAGUUUGUGCAUAAGACCCCAGUGGAGGAUGUGCCAUUGGCCAUCGCUCCAUUCCAGGGGCGAGCCUUGGUGGGAGUUGGGAAACUCCUGAGAAUUUAUGACAUGGGCAAAAAGAAACUGCUGCGCAAGUGUGAGAACAAGCACGUUCCAAAUCUGGUGACUGGCAUCCACACCAUUGGCCAGCGUGUGGUGGUUUCUGACGUACAGGAGAGUCUCUUCUGGGUCCGCUACAGGCGUAACGAGAACCAGCUCAUCAUCUUUGCCGAUGAUACUUGUCCCCGCUGGGUGACAACUGCUUGUCUGCUUGACUACGACACCAUGGCCUCUGCUGACAAGUUUGGGAACAUCACCAUUGUGCGUCUUCCUCCCAACACCAGUGAUGAUGUGGAUGAGGAUCCAACAGGCAACAAGGCCCUAUGGGACAGGGGGCUUCUCAAUGGAGCAUCACAGAAGGCUGAUGUGAUCGUCAACUACCACGUAGGGGAGACCAUCUUGUCCCUGCAGAAAACCACGCUGAUCCCAGGCGGGUCAGAGUCGCUGGUCUACACCACCCUGUCUGGAGGCAUUGGAAUUUUGGUCCCAUUUACUUCACACGAGGACCAUGAUUUCUUCCAGCAUUUAGAGAUGCACAUGCGCUCUGAGUUCCCACCUCUGUGCGGACGAGACCAUCUCAGCUUUAGGUCCUACUACUUCCCUGUCAAGAAUGUGAUUGACGGAGACCUGUGCGAGCAGUUCAACAGCAUGGAGCCACACAAGCAGAAAAGUGUGGCAGAGGAACUCGACAGGACGCCACCCGAGGUCUCCAAGAAACUGGAGGACAUCCGCACGCGUUACGCAUUCUAACUGCUGAACUCAAGCUUAGUCUUUACACGAAUUAAAAUUGAAAGUCAUGGGGCUCAAACUUAGUAAUAGUGCAUCAUGUAUUUCUCACAACAUGGUGCUUUACAUGAACUGAAGACUCGACGACAACGAUCAUGAAUCAUAAAGCCCAUCACUCAAAAUGGCUAACAGCAUUUGACUCUGACAGUUGUUACUUUGUCAGUCGUUCCGUAACAUGGCACCAGCAAGUUGGCGAACACAGCAUGAAGAUUAGUUGCCAGAUGUGACUGAUUUCCAAAUGUCCUGUAUUUAUUUGGCAAUGCUGGAUACAGUGCGUUUUUCCCUUACGUCACUGGCACAUUCUAAAAUAAAUCCUACUCGUGAAGAAGUGUUCCAACUCUCACGUAAUGUACAUAUUUUGGUCUUUAAGUUGAGCAAAAAAAUCGGAGGGUUUGCAACCAGAUGGUAUUGGCAUUUUAUUCUCAUGUUUUGGCUUGAGUUUUAUCGCGAUAGAAACCCAAGAGGAAAAUGACAUUGUUUGUUCCCCUGUCUGCGGUGGCUGUUUUGCCAUCAUUGUGGUAUUAAAUGUCAGAGAAAAUAGAUGGGCGGAUGAGCGCACAAAGUUGAGUGUUGUCUUGGUCAGGACUGUAAAUUCCCCCACCUCGACCACAAGCGCUUCCAGCAAGUUCUUGUAGAAGAAAUGGCCAUGUGUAGGCUAUGCAAUGGUGGUUUGUAAUGUAAAUAAAGUUUGGGGUUUUUUUUUCUAC
This is a messenger RNA of Hippocampus comes (tiger tail seahorse), 4579 nucleotides long. It is a transcript of the gene sf3b3, whose product is annotated as splicing factor 3b, subunit 3. The coding region runs from base 183 to 3836 and encodes 1217 amino acids. The record is from RefSeq and is a predicted model, not a curated record. Gene Ontology annotation, cellular component: nucleus. The transcript is spliced from 27 exons. NCBI's taxonomy places the organism in Eukaryota, Metazoa, Chordata, Actinopteri, Syngnathiformes, Syngnathidae. Gene Ontology annotation, molecular function: nucleic acid binding; protein binding.